Molecule: messenger RNA, 1059 nt
Organism: Prorocentrum cordatum
Lineage: Eukaryota; Dinophyceae; Prorocentrales; Prorocentraceae
Source: the annotation of a GenBank genome assembly
AUGGGCCACAGGGUGUGCGAAGUCCCAGCCGCGGCGUUGAAUGAUGUGGCACGGGAACUUAACCUGCCCGUGAUGUACAGAGGCGUGACGUUCAUCAUGUGCUCCGCCCCGUGGGAUUCGAAAGGAGUGUCGCCGGUCCUGUCCGAAGGUGAGCACGUGCAGCCCGGGGCGCGAGGCGAGCACGUGCAGCCCGGUCUCCCGGGGCAGUCGGAGCGGCAGCCCUGCGAGCGUGAGCGAGGUGAGGGCGCGCGAGCGCGCUGGACGCAGGACAAGCCGGCGCGCGCUCCCGCUGCAGGGGCGAUGGCGCAGCGGGUCGAGAUGCUCGGCGCACGGGGUGGGCGCGGAGGCCAGCGGCGCGUGCUGAUGUUUGUCCGCUCCCCACAGCUCGCCGUCGACCUGGUGGCUGGCGCCCGAGGCGUCGCCCGAGCCGCCGCCCGCGCGGGCGUGACGGCUCGGAGUUGGGAGCUGAAGGUGCAGGCCAGAGCCUUCCGACACCAGCCAGCACGCCAGAACCGGCGGGUGUGGCAAGUGCGGACGUUGGCUGCAGUCUCGGUCCUGGGUGGGCCGGCGGCGUGCGGCAGGCAGGGCUCGAGACCACCGUCGUCGCUCGCGUCUCGGUGGGUCCGCGGGCGCUCGGGGCGACACCUGAGCGGGCCUGCGCUCGGGAGAGCGCCCGGGCAGUCGCGCUUCCUGCCCCGGCUGCUCCUGGGGUCGCGGGCCAACGGCCCAGGCACGGCCAGCCCGGUGACCGGUGAUCUCGGCACGGGCUGCGUCUGCCAGCGGCGUGCCCCCGACGUGCCACUGGGCCUCGAGGUGUGCGGCGACGACGGCCACCCUGGCCUCACGGUCAGGGCCGUCAGGCCGGGUGGCGCGGUGGAGGCCUGGAACCGGCAGAUGCCGGCCGGGGAUCGGCGGGAAGUCCGGGUCGGCGACCACAUCGUCAAGGUGAACGACGCGCAGGACGCGAAGGAUAUGCGAGACGAGUGCGUCAGAGCGACCCUGCUCAGGACGAUAGUUGUCGUGCACCCUGCGGCCGAGCCCACCGCCUGCUUCAUCUAG